AAGUUGUUUCUCCCGAUUAUAAAGAAAGCAAACCAUACAGCGCUAACUUAUGUUCCACAGUUGACGUAUGAAAAUAAUUCUUGUGGCCUGUUAGGUAUUCUGGUCGCUCUCUAAUAACCUUUUAGGUAGUACGACUUGUUCAUUAUGAACUAAAUAAGCAGAUCAUUUAGUACAGUUUUUAAAGAAAUCCCGAGACUGGCUGUAAGGCAUUAUGGCAGGCGUUAUCCGGAGGCUGGAUGAGACCGUUGUGAACCGCAUUGCUGCUGGAGAAGUCAUUCAACGACCUGCUAAUGCGAUUAAAGAAAUGAUUGAGAACUGUCUGGAUGCAAAGUCCACCAACAUUCAGGUGAUUGUCAAAGAGGGAGGACUGAAGCUGAUCCAGAUUCAGGAUAAUGGCUCUGGAAUUAGGAAAGAAGACCUGGAAAUUGUUUGUGAGCGGUUUACAACAAGCAAGCUUCAGACUUUUGAGGAUCUUGCAUCUAUUUCAACGUAUGGUUUCAGAGGAGAGGCACUUGCCAGCAUAAGUCAUGUGGCCCAUGUUACAAUUACCACAAAAACAGCCGAUGGAAAAUGUGCCUAUCGAGCAAGCUACUGUGAUGGAAAACUGAAAGCCCCAGCAAAACCUUGUGCUGGAAACCAAGGGACAUUGAUCUCAGUAGAAGACCUGUUCUAUAAUGUACAAACCCGAAGGAAAGCCCUCAAAAGCCCCAGUGAUGAAUAUUCCAGGAUUGUGGAAGUAGUGAGUAGAUAUGCCAUUCACAAUUCUGGGAAAAGCUUUACUGUCAAAAAGCAAGGAGAGAUGGUGGCUGAUGUGAAGACUUUUGCCAGUGCCUCAGUUUUGGACAACAUUCGUGUGUUGUUUGGAGUAGCACUAAGCAGGGAGAUGAUGGAAGUGGGGUGUGAGGAUCAGAAGCUUGCUUUCAAACUGAAGGGUUAUAUCUCAAAUGCUAACUACUCAGUCAAGAAGUGUAUUCUCAUCCUGUUCAUCAACCAUCGUUUAGUGGAAUCCUGUGCCUUGAAGAAAGCAAUUGAGACUGUCUAUACAGCAUAUCUUCCCAAAAACACACAUCCUUUUCUCUAUCUCAGUUUGGAAAUUGCACCUCAUAAUGUUGAUGUGAAUGUCCAUCCCACCAAGCAUGAAGUGCACUUCCUCCAUGAAGAUUGCAUCAUUGGAAGCAUUCAGAAACAUAUUGAGAGUAAACUACUUGGCUCCAAUUCCUCCCGCACUUAUUUUACACAGACUUUACUUCCUGGGCUGUCAGUAUCUGUCAGUGAUGUGAAAACCUCAAGCAGUUCAACAGCUGACCACAGUGAGCAUGUCUAUGCCAAUCAAAUGGUGCGAACUGACAGCAAGGCCCAAAAACUAGAUGCUUUUCUACAGCCAGCAAAUAACCUUUCUUCAGUUCCCUGCCUUAUAGCAAGUCCUCCAAAACUUGUCCCAGCUACUGCUGAUUUCGAAGCAGAUAUUAAUGAUGGUCCUGAGGAGUUGCUGGUCAAUGCCACACAUGACAUGCAGAUUAACAGUGCACAUGUCCAGUCAGAGGCUCCCCUAAGGAAACGGCCUCAUGUUGAUGAGGAAAAGGAGGAUGUGACAUUGGCCUGUACUCCCCAGCGACGGGUUAUCAGACUAACUAGCGUGAAGGAGCUGCAAAAUGAAAUCACAGAGCAAGCUCAUAAAGGUUUGCAGGAAAUACUAUAUAAUCAUUCAUUUGUUGGAUGUGUCAAUCCCCAGUGGUCUCUAGUCCAACACCACACCAAACUGUACCUGUUAAACAACACCAAACUCAGUCAGGAGCUGUUUUACCAGAUUUUGAUCUGUGAUUUUGGUAACUUCGGAGUUCUCUGGUUGUCGAAUCCAGCCCCUCUGUAUGACUUGGCCAUCUUGGCACUGGACUCGGAGGAGAGUGGCUGGACAGAGGAGGAUGGGCCUAAAGAAGGACUGGCCCAGUAUAUAGUAGAUUUCUUAAAGAAAAAAGCUGAAAUGUUGGAAGAUUAUUUCUCCAUGAAGAUAGAUGAGGAAGGGAAACUGACUGGUCUACCACUGCUGCUGGAUAACUAUAGUCCUUCAAUGGAGGGUCUGCCAUUGUUUAUCUUGCGCUUAGCCACAGAGGUGAACUGGGACAGUGAGAAGGAUUGUUUCCAUGACUUCAGCAAAGAGUGCAGUUACUUCUACUCCAUAAGAAGAGAGUACACACUAGAGCCAGAGGCAGGAACAGAUCUUGCAGGUCAUGGGGAGCCUGUAGCCUUUCCCAGUGAACUUGGACAGGGUGCCAACCCAUCACACGCACGCACGCACGCACGCACGCUCGCUCGCUCGCUCGCUCGACUGGAGGAGGAAACCGUAGUACCAGGAGGAAAACCCCGAAGCAUGGGGAGAACAUGCAAACUCCACGCACACAGGGCGAAAGAUUGCUUCAUUUCAAAUCUAUGGGCCUGACUGUAUAUAACUUACUCAUUUUGAUGUCAAUAUCCCAGUUUCAAUAAAUAGUCUGUUCAUAUUUCUGUAUAGUUCAAAUAGUCUGUUCAAUGUGUGUGCUCAUUUCUAUGAAGCUUUGAUGAAUAAGGACCAUUGAUUUAAACUGAAUAUUUUUGUAGGAGGCAGAACCGAGCUGGCAGUGGAAGGUUGAACACAUUAUCUUCAAAGCAUUGCGCUCUCUCAGCCCCCCAAAACAUUGUAGUGAAGAUGGCAGUGUCCUCCAUAUAGCCAACUUGCCUGACCUCUACAAAGUGUUUGAGAGAUGUUAAAAACCUACAGAUGAAAUUAAUAAAUGUAUGUCACCAUUGUGUGCUUUGAUGUUAGUAAGCAGUCAUGAAGGCUGUCUUUGCUUACCCAUAUCCUGUAUUCAUAUUUGAUGGGCAUUGUUACAUGGAUUUUGGCUUUUGAAGAUGAAUAUUUGUAUGCUUUUUCCCUAUAAUGUGUUUAAAACCAAUAAAUAUUUUAUUAUUCAUUUUUAUUGAA
Ictalurus punctatus (channel catfish) is the source of this 2959-nucleotide messenger RNA. It is a transcript of the gene mlh1, whose product is annotated as mutL homolog 1, colon cancer, nonpolyposis type 2 (E. coli). Gene Ontology annotation, cellular component: MutLalpha complex. Gene Ontology annotation, molecular function: ATP hydrolysis activity; ATP-dependent DNA damage sensor activity; ATP binding. Gene Ontology annotation, biological process: mismatch repair. The transcript has 19 exons. Lineage: Eukaryota; Metazoa; Chordata; Actinopteri; Siluriformes; Ictaluridae. The coding region runs from base 212 to 2437 and encodes 741 amino acids. The record is from RefSeq and is a predicted model, not a curated record.